AUGGCAACUCCCGGGUCAGCUCAACUUCAAGCUGGGGUUAUAUCAGCUAGCUUAUCGGAGAGUGAGCAGGUGAAGGAAUAUGAGAAGAUUUUGAAAAUUAGCGACGACAUCUUUACUGGUGCUCACCCUAGGUUGAAAGUUCCCCAGCAAUUUGUGCGCAAGACCGCGUCUCGAAAUGCCCCUAAUCCCCCUACCCCAACAAGACAAGCUCAGGUAAAGACUGCUGGCGGUCAGAUUCCUUUCCAGGGUAAUCCAUCUCAGUCCAAGCCAGCAGCUUCAGGAGUCGCAAGUGCGCAGACUCUCAAAAACAAUGCGUCAUCUGGUGUGACCAGCGCGCCUCAGCCUACGCGUAUUGUUCCCAAACCUACGUCGGAGAUUGAUCCCAUCUUCUUGACCAAAUCCGAUGAUCUAGUUAGAGCGGAAUUGCAGUUGCAACGACAGAGAGUGGAAAGGGCGUUACGAGAGCAGCUGGAACAAAAGAAGCAAGAGUCCCGGCAGCGAGCCGCCAUGCAGGACGCGAAGCCAGACUUUGAUGUCGCGGAAGUUUUGAACAAGGCCUUUGAGCUGGUUCCACCUUCACCAUCAAUCGAUGUUCCUGGGCCCAAUGGCAUGGAAGCCCCCAGUGACUCGUAUGAUGAAUCCUUCGACUCCAGUAGAGCCCCUGACUCUCCGAUUCAGCAGAAGCCAUCUUCGGCGCCUCUUUCUAAUUCAGAGGAAGUUGCUACUGAAGGUCCAGUAGAGAAUUACUCAGAUGAGUUGCAACGGCUUGAAGCCCUCAACAGACCUGCGUCGGAUCAGGAAAUGCAAGAUACUUACCCCGUUGCAGACCGUCCAAGGCAGUCCCAGCAGGCUCAGGUAGAUCCCACGAACAACAACUUGCAGGCCAUUCAACAGCAGGCAGAUGCUUUCGAGGAACCCGAGUAUUCACCUCCAGCUCCAGAUAUCCCGCCGAUGGAAAGCGCAGACCUUCAACAACCGAUCGAGCAGAGACAACCGCAUACGGACAAGCGCAGUGGACAAGACCAGGAGCCUCCUCGUCCCCAUCAAAAUCGUCGCAAAACAGUAUCACCUGGGGAUAACGUGAGGGUUGUGCGCAAUCAUAUCACUUCUCCUGCGGCACCGCAGCCGUCAAGAGUUUCUCCUCUGGCCAUAGCUAAGGUUCCCACCGUCCAUCACCACAAAGUCCCACCAGUAGACUACAGCUCUAACCCGAUGCAGCAUGCGAGACAGGAUCUGCGGGCUGCCAGUCCUGAAAUACCGCCCCAGCAGCUGAUGCCGAGGAAACGUAGGAGACUACAGGAAGACAGAAGCCGACCUGGCCCAGUCUCUUACAGAUCGCAAGCAGGUGGCAGUACCGAGGCAUAUAUCAAGGAAGAGCCUGUCUCACCGCCGCCUUUUGCUGACACGCAACCCGCAAUCCAGCCUCAAGAAAGGCCAAUCUAUAUUGACAUUGCCUCGCCUCGUCCUCCCUAUACGCCAGUGUACGAGAGAAUCGAGCCGGUGCGGGAGCCUGCAUAUGAGCUCGACCCUUAUCAUGAAGCGCACGUUGAAGCCGCAUACCCAAGGACGGUGUCAAGGCUUAGCGUUCGGCGCCCAGUACGCGAUGACCAAGAUCUACGGAGGGUCGCAAGCUUACACCAGGCUCGACAACCUGAGUAUGCUCGGGAGUACAUUGAGAGACCCAGCUCUCGCUCGCUGCGCGCUGCAUCCUACACUGUUGUGGAGCGGCCGCCGCAAGAAAGAGUCCGAUACUAUGACGAACCGCCCCAAACUUACGCCAGACACUACGCCCCGGCGGUUGGGUCGCCGACAUCGCCGCGCUACCAAGAGGCCUGGAUCGAAGGAAGUGCGACAGCGCCUCCACGGCGGAUCUUGAUCGAUGAGCAUGGGAAUCACUAUCGUGAGAGGACGCCACCGCCUAGAAUGCAGGCCAUGCCUCCACCCCCAGGUCGGAUCCCGCGAGGCGAGAUCUACGAUGACGGCGCAGCACCGAUACGUCCGGGUGGUAGCGUUCGAGCAGUCUCCGUUGUUGAGGAUCCAUAUGGCGGCCGGAGAUACGUGCAGGAAAUGCCACCUCCGCCAGCAGCCUAUCGACGGGUGACGGAAUACCCUCGGCCUGCUCCGAGCGAACGGCGCAGUUACGUCACGCCACUGGUUGAUGACAGAGAGCCUUAUCCACGCAGCAGUAGCGUCCAAGUUGCCGGGUAUCCUGCGACUCGUGCGACCUACGUUGAAGAGGCGGAUAUCCCGCGUGAGAGGAUCAUCAGGAUGCCAAGUGUGCGUCCCCCUGCUGCUCGAUACGAGGAGCCUCGGGAGAUGAUCCCGCGGAUGGGAAGCGUCCGCCCAGCCGAACGAGAUGUAAGUGUUUAUGUAGACGAUGACGCUCGACGGCCAAGAGAAUAUAUCGAGCGACCUGUUUAUGUUGCACCACGGCCUCUGGCGAGAGAAGAAAGGUACUAUGAAGGGGAGCCCGAGCGGGUGGUGCUCGAUGGGAGAGAGGCAGUUCAUCGGGUUUCCCAGCGUUAUUGA
This is a messenger RNA of Aspergillus pseudoviridinutans, 2529 nucleotides long. RefSeq lists its product as uncharacterized. Lineage: Eukaryota; Fungi; Ascomycota; Eurotiomycetes; Eurotiales; Aspergillaceae. The record is from RefSeq and is a predicted model, not a curated record. The coding region runs from base 1 to 2529 and encodes 842 amino acids. The transcript has a single exon.